UUUUGAUCCAAGCAUUUGGUUAAGGUUUAGCCUUUUUCAUUCAUAAUUUUUUAACUUUUAAAAAAAUUUGAAUUCAAUAAAUAAUAGUAUUUAAAAUGGCAUUAGCCCGUUGCGGAAAAUUCUUGUUGUCUCAACGUAUUUUAAGUACAUCGAGCCGGCUGCAGCACGGAUAUAUAAUUUUGCUUCCAGAGAUAGGAGAAGAAGCCCCAGAAAAGAAUCCUCUGUACGAAAACGACGGUCUGACAAAAUUUAACGAAAUCACUAUUGAAAACUGCAGAUCAGCUAUUGCAAAACAAGCCCUCGAGUUUGAAUUGGGUAUACAAAAAAUUGAGAGCGAAAUAGAAGAGAAUUAUUACGAGGAUGUCUUUGAUAGUAUUAUUCAACCCAUGGAAAAACUGGGCAUUCCCAUGGAAACUACUUGGGGAUUAUCCAAGACCCUGUAUCUAGGAAAUAAUACAUUAAUGCCUACAUCGAGUUACAUGGCUAUACAUGACAGAGGUAGACGAGCAAGAGCGGCAAAGUACACUAGCAAAAAAAUACAUUUUGCAAUUAAAGAAGCGUUUUUAAAAGAAACACAAAGGACUACAGAGGAAAAUAGAAUAUUGCAAAAGUUUGUGUUGGAAGGUAAAUUAAAUGGGUUAGAGCUAAAUAAAAAGGACAGUGACAUUUAUUCAUAUCAUUUUGGUAAAUUGGUUCCUGAGAAAAAUCAGUUUAAAGUUAAGGUUGAUUUGGGUUUAAAGCAACAUUCGCAGAUGAUAAGGGAUCCCAAUAUUGUACGUGAUUUUCCUGAAGAUUUAUUGAAGGCAACUGCAAUAAAUCCAAACAAAUACAUGAGCGGCCCUUGGAAGUUCACAUUGUUACCCCAAGUUUAUGGCCCAUUAAUGGAGCACUGUCCUGAUCCCGAAAUCAGAAGCAUCCUUUGGAGGGCAAACGCCAAUAGGGGCUCAGUUGGUGGAGAACGUGAAUUGGCUACCAGUUUACAUGUGGAAGAAAUUAGAUUUGUAAAACGUAACAUGGCAAAAAUUCUUGGUUAUGAGACUUACGUUGAUAUGUCAAUGGAAACAAAAAUGGCUGGCAGUAGACUAGAAGUAGAUCAAUUUAUAAGACGUCUACUAGCAUAUGCCAGACCUGCACAAGAAGCAGAAUUACAAAGCUUGGUAGAGUUUGCCAAUGAAAGAGGCUACAAGACUGAUAAGUUAGAAUUAUGGGAUGUACCCUAUUGGAGAAGAAAGCAACAAAAACAUUUGUAUCAUUACAGUGAUAAUGACCUAAAAGAUUUUUUCCCGUUAAAUACCGUUUUGGAUGGGCUGUUUCAGCUUUGUGAAAAAUUGUUUAAUAUUAUUAUAAAAGCUAGAAGCGGAGUUAGCACCUGGCAUAAGGAUGUGAGAUUUUAUGAUAUAUUCGAACCUCAUAGUUCAGCUCCAGUGGCGGGAUUCUACUUUGAUCCAUAUGCUAGGUCCGAAGACAAAAUAAGAUUACAGAAUUCUGGUUGGAUGGUAGGCAUGCAGAGUAGAAGCCAAGUUACUGACACUAAGCCACUGGCGGCGCUUAUUUUUAAUUUUGAACCACCAACUGGGGAUAAACAGUCGCAUUUGAGCUUCAAAGAAGUCAAAAUUUUGUUCAAAAAAUUUGGCCAUUCUAUGCAACACUUGCUGACAAGGACUUUUUAUGCGGAAGUUGCUGGACUUUCUAAUGUAGAAUGGGAUGCUGUGGGGACUAGCGGGAAUAUGUUGACCCAUUGGCUGUUUAAUGAAGACGUAAUUGCAAGUAUAUCUUCACACUAUGGUAGCGGUGAUAAACUUCCCAAAUCAAUCUUCGACAAUCUUUGCAAGGCUCAAAACCACAUGGCUGGUCUGGAUUUAUCCAACGAACUCUAUCUGUGCGCUCUAGAUUUGGAGCUUUAUUCGUCAAACGACUUUUGGCUGGAUAUCGCAAGACGUUUGUGGCCCCAAUACAAACAUUUCAAAUACGAAUGGAAAAUAGACGCUCAUCCUUGUCAAUUCACUGAAAUAUUUUUGGAAGAAUGGGGCGCGGCUUAUUAUUCACAUUUAUGGUCGAGAAUGUUGGCGGCCGAUGUGUAUAGCGCGUUUUACGAAGUCAGAGACGAUGAGCAACAAAUUAAGGAUGUCGGGAAGAGGUAUAGGGACACGUUUUUGGCUUUGGGAGGUAGCCAGCAUUCUAGUCAAAUAUUUAGGGAGUUUAGAGGUAGAGAUCCUUCGCAUAAGGCUUUAUUAAAGUCCUUGGGGCUCAAAAAAAAUAAGGAGGAAAGUUGAAAUGUGAUUUAAGAGACUUUGUUGUUGUUGGUUCAUAUUUUUUUACGUAAUUUAAAGAAAAAUUGUUACUGUUUACUUCUUCAAAUUUAUUUGUGGUCAUUUCAUUAUUUGAUCAUCCACCUUCAACUAGUUUAUCAACAAUAUUUCAUUGUAGAUAUUUCUAGGAUUUGUCCUUAUCAACGUGUUAUAAAAGAUUUAAUCCUCCUCAGUAAAUUACCAUUUUUUGUAAGUUCGUGUUAAUUAUGUAUAUAUAGUGUUAAAUAA
This is a messenger RNA of Ceutorhynchus assimilis (cabbage seed weevil), 2537 nucleotides long. The record is from the annotation of a GenBank genome assembly. Lineage: Eukaryota; Metazoa; Arthropoda; Insecta; Coleoptera; Curculionidae.